Messenger RNA from Centrocercus urophasianus (Greater sage-grouse), 6341 nucleotides. It is a transcript of the gene PACC1, whose product is annotated as proton activated chloride channel 1. The transcript has 8 exons. Gene Ontology annotation, cellular component: cell surface. The record is from RefSeq and is a predicted model, not a curated record. The coding region runs from base 204 to 1163 and encodes 319 amino acids. NCBI's taxonomy places the organism in Eukaryota, Metazoa, Chordata, Aves, Galliformes, Phasianidae.
CACGGGCAGGGCGGCGGGGUUCGGCCGUGCCGCCUCGCGCCGAUGCCAUGCUGAGGCCGGAGCCGUCUGCGUCUUACAAGGAGAAAUUCCAGCAAUUGCAAGUUGAGAGCAUGUUUGGAAAUUGAACCACUGUUUUAACUACACAGCUGAGUGAAGAUGUGGAACAAGUGUCUGAAAACCCGACAGAUGAGAGAGAAGGAGAGAUGGAAGUUGAUGAAGAUACCAGCUCUGCUAUUUUACCAGAUAGCGAACUGGGUACUGGUGCCCCUUCCUUGCGUUUCAGCAAGACCUGCCUAAAGAAUGUGUUCUCAGUAAUUCUCCUGUUCAUUUAUCUGCUACUCAUGGCUGUAGCUGUGUUCCUUGUCUACCAAACCAUCAGUGACUUCAGAGAGAAGCUCAAGCACCCCGUGAUGUCUGUCUCUUACAAGGAAGUGUCCUUGUAUGAUGCACCUGGUAUUGCCUUUUACCCAGGAAAGGCUCGGCUGCUCAGCUGCAAGCAUCAUUACUAUGAUCACAUUCUGCCUCUGAUAAAUCCAGGUCAGCCGGGAGACAUUGAGUGCACCACACAGAGUAUCAACUACACAGAUCCUUUUACUAAUCAAACUAUGAAGUAUGCUUUGGUUGUUCAAGGCCCUCGUGACGUGAAGAAGAAGGAGCUGGUGUUUUUACAGUUUCACUUAAAUGGAACAGACCAAGAUUUUAGUGCCAUUGACUACCUUCUGUUUUCUUCUUUCCAAGAGUUCGUCAACAGUCCAGAAAAAGCAGAAUUCAUGAAGGACUGUGAAAGUUCAUACUCCAGCUGGAAGUUUUCUGGAGGCUUUCGAACUUGGGUCAAGAUGUCCUUGGUGAAAACAAAGGAAGAGGAUGGCAGAGAGACUGUGGAAUUCAAACAAGAGACUAGUGUGGUUAACUACAUUGACCGGAGGACUAAGCUGAGAAGUGACCAGCUGUUUUUUGUGGUGUUUGAAUGGAAAGACCCUUUUAUACAGACUGUUCAAGAUAUAAUCACAGCAAAUCCUUGGAACACGAUCGCCCUUCUCUGCGGUAUCUUUUUGGCUCUGUUUAAGGCUGCAGACUUUGCUAAGCUAAGUGUUAAGUGGAUGAUCAAAAUCCGAAAGAGACAUUUGAAGAGAAGAAGUCAAGUAAUGAACCAUAUAAGCUGAGACUAAAACUGCCCCGUAAGUAUCUGCAACAGAAGGGACAGAGCACAAUUGAAUAAGCUUCCACUGGCAAUACAGCAAACAGGUAUGUUUUCUUCAGGAAAAGCACUGCUGGAGGAACAGCCUCAUGAACUGACAUCUGAAAUCCUGAGAAGAGCUUAACUCUAGGAAUGCUAGGACAGCUCUAACAAACUCAUGCUUUUCUAGUCCAGAUUUAACAAGUUUACCUCGGUAUGUGGGGGGGGAGAUUUCACUAAUGUAGCAGUUAGAUUCUCUAAAAACAAACAAUCAAAAAUUGAACUGUUUUGAAUGCUUCUCAGAACAGGGGGUGUGAAAGUGCUGCCUGAGCUCUGAACCUGCAUCUGCUACCAGAAUGCAGUUAUUUCUGUGACCAUACUUAGUGGAAGGUAGAACCCAAACAACAAAACAGUCCGGCCUCCCCUCUCCAAAGAAUGUUAAAACAAAAUACACUGGAAUUCUACUACAUCAUUUUUCAUUUAAAGUGUAUUGACUUGAAUAUUGAAAAUAAAAAUAAAAUAUUGGAGUGAGCUGUCAUAUCCUUCUCUGAAACUGCCUGCUCUCAGAUGCAGCUGGAGUUUUACAGGAGGUCAUCCAGACGGGAAUAUUAAUGCAAGGUGUUGAAGUUUACUAAAUAAGUAGAUUUUAUUUAUGUAUUUCUGAUCAGUCUAAGUCAAGCAACUUGAUAGUUUCUGAGAUAGACUUAGGCUGCUGCUCCUCCCUGUUUCUUGCAGUCUUUGCUAAGGUAUUAAAGAAGCCUUUCAUCAGCCUGCUGCUUAAAUGUGAUUCUUUGUUAUAAAGAGAAUGUGCACUAAUGAGCCAUGCUGGGGUGGUGGAGUCCUUUUCUUCCUUAUAAGUCCCUUGCUGGUCAGAUGCCUGACAACUCGGAGCUGUGCUGUCUACAAGGCAGCUGUGCACCACUCAGUGCUGUGUGUUUGCUCUGAAAGGUUUGUUGCAAGGAAGGAAGCAUACCGCAUCAUAUUUUGCUGCUUCCAUCCUCUACUAAUGGCUUGUUAAUGGAGUGGUAAGUGUACUUCCAAUUUUUUUUUUCCUUCUAAGGAAGUAUAGUAACUUUCAGGUGAUUUCCAGAGCAAAAUCGAGGCACUUGCUCAGGUUUAGAAGCCACAUUGUAAGUGCCUUGAUAUUGCCAAGAGUGCUACAGGUUAAGGGUUGUUGGUAAGAGCUGCUCAAACCCUCUGGUCUUCAUGAGCACAAAGAUGUGAUUACAGCACUAAAUACAAACAUAAAGACUUUAUUGAAUGCUGCUCAAUUCCCCAAAGAUCUUUCAUUACAAAAGUUUUCCACACAACUGCAAUUUAGGAGAUUGGAAUGGUACUCUGAUAAAAGAUGUGAAAAAUUCUUGAUCAGGUGACAGACAAGACUUCCAUAGUCAACUUUCCACUUUCAAGAAGUGGACUGCAUUUUCUUUAAAUAAAACAAGGAACUAGUUACUGACAGCCUUUCCUCCUUUCUGAAAGGAAAAAUAUACCCCUUUUGGUAUUGCUCUUCCAUCCCCAAGGUGCUAAAAGUAAUGCAGAAAUGGCCACAAUGGAUGGGCAGUCUCCAGGAGAACUGUGCUAUUCUGCAGCCCUCUGUGGGCUGAGCAGGAGCAAAUGUUAAGUAUGGCCAGGACCAGGAGGCAGUGAGAAGAGUGUAGAGGUACUCACUGCAUGUGAGCAAGCAUGUGGGCCAUCCUGCCCUGUUCAAGCUGACCCUCUCUCCCUGUAUGUCUCACACUAAGUGACCUUAUACAAAAAUCUAAAUGUGAAUUCAGUCAGGAAUUCAAGACCAUCUGAGAGCUCCUUCCAGCGCUGAGGGACACACACUGCGUGUCUCACGCUACUGGGAACGGACCGUGGUUUUAUUUGAGAAAAUACAGCACUGCUAGAAGCCUUCUCUAUCAUCUUCACCAAGGUAUGCAGCGAUGUGAAAAGCACAUAUAAAACAAGGAAAAAAUGUACAUAGCAAACUAUACCACCUAUGUGCAACACAAUCAAAAAUUCAAGUCAUAAUUCUCACCACUCCCGUAAUUAUUUCACUCAUUAAGGAUGAUAAUUCAGUUCUAUGAAACGCUGGAAGUGACAGGAUAUCGAUAGACAAAUUUACAAUAUGCUGUGGUACUGACAUCACUUAAAUGCUGUAUUUAAAUUCAAAUCUUUUCAUUUACACUUAGCCAGAGAAAAGUUGGCUGUUCCUACUGUACUGAUGAGGUUUAUUUUGCAAAUUUUUACGUAUUUCAAAAGGGUACAAAAAAGUAUGUUUGUCGAGUGGAGGUUGUCAUUUCUUUUAUUUGGCACUUGUAUCGUGUGCAUUGAGCACAUUGUGAGUGCUGUUCUGCUUCUCUGCCAUAGCCUUCUUCAGCUUUAGCUCCUCUAGCUUUCUCCACAGCUCUUCACGUUCCAAUUCUUUCUUUUUCUCUCUGUGGAAAAGAGUGAAGUAUCAAUUUCAGAUCCGUCUUUAAAAGAGCAGGUACCCAAACAACUGUGGUCUACACCUAGCAAUCCGCAGCUUAAGUUAAGGUUUUUUCUCCAAAGUAUCUUCAGAGGCAUUCCAUUUCCUCUAUUAAAAGGUAAGCAUGCAAGUUAGUGAAGAGCAGUAAAACAGUGACUGUGCCCUGACAGGAGUCUGUCAGAUGAUUGCUGCAUUGUGCUUUUGCAGAGGUGACUGCGGUUCGGAAAAAGGAAAGAUGCUGAGCGCUUUGGGCCAGGGGAAGCACAGCUGCUGAAGGAGCCUUAGCGUGCACAUCCAGCUAGCGCAGCUCCAGCAGCACUGCUGGCUGGUUGGGGGGAUAACAGAGGCAUUUGAGCAGUGAGGUAUUUUCCAGCCAAGCUUCUUUCUCCAGCCAACAGCCCUUGAAGCAGAGCCAGCACCAGGCGGCCCCUGUAGCACCUGAGCCCACUUCUCCCCCCACCAGGUGCCUCCUGCUGCAGUGCCAGCCACAGCAGCAGUAUCCACUGUGUGCUUCUACAGACCCUGCAGCCACAGCAGUUAAGUGCUAGAUUUCAGCUAGGUACGGACUCAACAUCACCAUCCAUUUGGACAAACAAACAAACCCAUUACCUUUGCCUUUCUGCUUUAUAUGAGCUGGUAAGCUCAUCAAAAAGCUUGCCAUUCAUUUCCAUCAGUGUUUUCAGCACGUUGUAUACCAGUGCCACGAUGGUUCUAGAACAGAAGGAGCACAACCGUUAGAAUUAACGCAACCUUCAGUAAGCAACUUUUGGUUUCCUUUUUGGACCCUAAACUUUGCAUUUAAGGUGCUACUGUAAAGCCCAGUUUUUGAAAGAAAAUCUUGUACUGUAGUCCCUCCACAAACAAAUGAAUAUUUAACUUUAAACUCCCAACUCCAGUCAACACAUACAAGAUGUAACUCUUGGUACUGUGAUGGUACUGUAAAGCCAUUCAGUUAUGUUAGUAUUUAAUAAACUGAAUUCUAGCAAGGAUUUUUAAGUAUUUGAGCAAUGAAAUAGGAGAGUCCUAAAGGAUAAAACUUCUGGUGAUAGGCACAAAUUUGGCAGUUAAUUCAAGAAAGGGAAUAGCUCAAGCAGUACUGCUGUGUCUAAGGUAAACUGCAAAUCUUGACAGCCACAGAUUAUUUUCCUUUUUGACUCUAUUUGUGAAGAUAAUCUCAUGUCAUAAAGUUAUCUUAAUAAUGUUUAUCUCCUUUCAGCCCACUCUGAAUUAUUACACACACACCUGCAGAAAUUGCAGUAAACAUGAACAAGGUGCCUAUCUUUCAGCUUAUCACUAAUCAAAAAAGGUAAGCUGUAAGGUAAGCUGUCUCCCCCUUGUUCCCCUCGCUACUGGAGACCUUCACACAGCAGUAAGGUGUGUAAGGCCAUAGAGCAGGGGUGCCAUGCUCUCACCAGCUUGAAAAAUGAGGAAAAGAAUAAUUUAAGGAAGUAACCAAAGGACCACGUUUGCCUUUUCAGUGCACUCCGUUCACUGUGGCACCUUUGAGAUCUCUCUCCUGCUGACUGGAGGCCUCACACUGACCCAAAAUGCAGAGUGGCCCUGGCUUGUCCACACACUGAAUGCUGGCUGUCUUGUGGUUUGAAGACAAAAGCCUACUUAGGUUAUUGGUUUUCUGAGAGGAAAAGCCUCAUCCUAAGUGAAUAAUUAAGACCACACUAGACAGGUAGAUGGAUAUAAAUAAGCUUCUUUGUCUUUCAAAUCAGAUUAAAACCACAGGGCUGUACUUGCUUCCUGAACUUCCUGCUUUUCAAAGUAUACAAUUAACUUGUGUCUUCUGUGCCCUUCCUAAAGUAAAGAGCACCUUCUGUCUGCAGCUAGAGGAAGAGGGACACCAUUCGGAUUUGCUGAGGCCCGCAGGCAAUACUAAGGCUCCAAGAAUCAGGUCUCCUGUGGUUACACUCAGGCUCAGCUGGUAGGUUUGCACCACCUGGAGACAUGCAGAGUAACUUCCGUCUCUAUGGGCCCUUAACAGGUGUCUGAUCUGCUCAGACUGCAGAAGGCUCCUGCCUACCUGGGUUUCUGCCUGUAAAAACUUUCUAUGUUCACUGACUCAGUUUCGGGUGCUGAGCACAGCCAAAUUUGGCAUUUUAAAAAAUAUUUCAGUGUCAUUACUUUGUCUUGCCAACAUAGGAAAAAACAACUAAGGAAAUUAAAUAACCAGCACCUAAGAUCAAAUGUCAUUAGAACAUUGCAACUGCCAUCCAGUUCCCUCAUUUUUUGAGCAAAUUCCAGUUUUCCAUCAUAAUGCAGAACAAUGAAAGCACGAUAUUGCUGAAAAUGAUGUCCAUUUCAGCAGAUUUCAUCUAAGUUAAAAUGAAGACGUAUUUACAAGGUUAUGAGCUCAACUGGAAAUAGCAGGCUUAAUGCAACGCACUCCCGGUACCGCAGGUACUUAAACGUUACUUACGGGUUCCAGUGUUCUUUGGAGAUCUUGUAUAAACUACCAAACAUAAUUGGUAGAAUUUUAUCAAUGUUCUCCUCAAUCAGACUAAGAAUAUAUUCAUUAUUCCAAAAGUACAAAGCUCUUUCUGCAACCUGAAAUGCAAAGGUUAGGAGUCAGCAACCAGAAAACAAAUUACUGCGGGUGAUUUUUGAUGGGUUUUUGUUUUGUGAUUUUUUUUUUACCUGAAAAUGUGAACUUGACACACACUUGGAAAUUUGCUUAAAUAAAGGCUCUUCUAUUUUUUUGAA